GGACUUCGGACAGAUCUGCUGAAACUUUCAGAUCGGACUCGGCAAGCAGCGAUGUCGGAGUUGGAGGAAGAGACACAAAGUGGAGGCGGACAGAGUGACUACAGGAAGGAGAAGGACCCGAGCUGGAUCCCGAAGGUCAUUAACAAGCGUGUGUGCACCACUUUUGUUGAAGACUCUGUCAGUCAUGGAGCAUUGUGUCAGUGUGGUGGAGCACGCCAGCUUCAUCAGUACUUUGACUCAGGAGAUGCCCCCAGAGACGCCAUUGCCAUCUCGCGAUGGAACAGCAGGCAGCACAUAACAGAAACUCCCACUGAUGCCUUUGGAGAGCUGGUGUUUGCUGGUGCAGGAUGCAGACACAGCCACUUUGUGCGGCUGUCGAGUGAUACCCCACCUCAGAUCAUCUACACCCUGAUGACCUCACACUGGGGACUGCCACCGCCAAACAUGGUGGUAUCUGUGGUGGGGGGCGAAGGCAGCGACAAGAUCAAAACCUGGGUCAAAGAUGUUCUAAGAAACGGGCUGGUGAGGGCAGCACAGAGGACAGGAGCUUGGAUCUUGACCGGGGGUCUGAGAGAGGGUGUGGCCCGCUGUGUUGGUGAAGCGGUGCGUGACUAUGAGGCUGCAGCAUCAACAGUGUCCCAGAAAAAAGUGAUAGCUGUUGGCGUGGCACCGUGGGGCAUUGUGCACAACCGGCAUCAGCUUGUCAAUGCACAGGGAUGUUUUCCCGCUCGUUACACAUCCACUGACUCCUGUUGCUUGGACAGUAACUACCAGGCUUUUCUUUUGGUGGAUGACGGGAGUACCGGACGGCGAGGAGGGGAGACUGCUGUUCUUGCUCGCCUGGAAAGUUUCAUUUCCCAGCAGCGUACUGGCAUUUGGGGUAGUGGCAGUAUUGAAAUCCCAGUGUUGUGCAUGCUCGUGUCAGGAGAAGCCAGCAUGCUGAAGAGAUUAGAUGUGUCUCUUAGGAGCUCCAUACCCUGGCUGGUGGUUGCUGGGUCUGGUCCCACUGCAGACUUGAUCAAGGAGUUGCUGGAUGAUGAUUCCACUUUUCCGUCAGAAGAGGCCAGGGCACCUGAGAGCCUCAGUGUCCGUAGCAGGAUCCGUCAGAAAAUUCUCAGGUUCUUCCCCUCUGAAACUGAAGUGGAGAAAAUGGUCAACAGUGUGCUGGGUAUUUGUCAGAACAGAGAGCUGAUCACGGUUUUCCACAGUGAGCAGGACAGUCCGGAUGACUUUGACACGGUUCUCCUCAGAGCCCUGGUUCGAGCUAGUAAGUGCGUAUCCAGUAAAGCCAGCGAGUACACUGAGGAGCUGAAGCUGGCCGUGGCUUUGAAUCGUGUGGACAUCGCGAAGACAGAGCUCUUCAACAGAGACAUUCAAUGGAAGUAUGAGGACUUGGAAGACUCCAUGACAGACGCUCUGAUCAAUGACAAGCCCCAGUUUGUGCGGCUCUUCUGUGAGAAUGGCCUGAACAUCCUGGACUACCUGACGUAUGACCGCUUGGAGAGCUUGUAUCGCUCACUGCUCGACAGCUCGCUGCCCUACACUCUGCUCCAGAGGUACCUGAGUGAGAGGCUGGACCUGGCUGGAUCCCUGGACAACCUGAAUGAAAUUGGAUCAAGACCAGUACCUUUGACCACUCCCCAGAGUCGAAUUGCCAGCUCCCCCUCAGCACACCAGCUGAGCUUGUAUGAGGUAUCCCGUUUGCUGUCGGAUCUUUUGGGUGAUGAGUGUGAACCCUUCUACUACCAACCCCUCAACCUCGAUCACAGCAUCAGCACGAGGAGGGCGCUCAAACAAGUGAAUAAGAUGCUCCAUGGACAGUGUCCUUAUCGAGAUCAGUGUUGUCUCUCACCUUGGCCCUCUCUCUUCAUUUGGGCCGUCCUGCAGAACCGCAGGGACAUGGCCCUUUACUUCUGGGAGAUGGCGGAGGAGUCAGUGCUGAGUGCGCUGAGCGGAUGUAAGAUGCUGAGGGAGAUGUCAAAGCUGGAGGAGGAGACUGAGAGCAAGGUGGCAUUGAAGGAGCUGGCCCAGACGUUCGAAAACCUGGCACACGAUGUGUUCAGUGAGUGUUACCAGAACAACGAGAGUCGCUCCUUCAUGCUCCUCACACGCAAAUCUUUAGUGUGGGGUGGGGCUACGUGCCUACAGAUGGCGACUGCAGCUGAUGCACGCCUCUUCUUCAGCCAUGAUGGCGUUCAGUCUCUGCUUUCUCAGAUCUGGUGGGGCGACAUGGAGAGGAGCACCGCGGUCUGGAAGCUGCUUCUGACUUUCUUCUUGCCUCUCUUCAUCUACACAGAACUCAUCGGGUUCAGGAAACCUGAAGAGGAGGUGAAGCCCGUACAGGUCGGCAUUGGUUGGGACAAUAAUGCCACCAUCUUCCCCGACUUGGAUGUCAAUGAGGAGGACAUGGAGGAGUCCAGGUCUGUGACAGAACACCUGAAAGACACUUUACCCUCCAAGCCCAAGCGACCGUUUGUGGUGGCGCGGUGGAAGCAGUUCUGGAACGCACCGGUCACCUGCUUCCUGGGCAACGUGCUGAUGUACUUCGUCUUCCUCUGCCUCUUUGCCUACAUUUUGUUGGUGGACUUCAAGCCUCCACCCCCGGACGGACCAGCCACUCUGGAGUUUUUGCUGUACUUUUGGGUUUUCACCUUAGUGUGUGAAGAGAUCCGUCAGUCCUUUUUUUUGGGGACCACCGCCGUCUUCCAGAAGAUGAAGACCUACAUCCAGGACAUGUGGAACAAAUGCGACCUGAUCGCCAUCAGUCUCUUUGCUCUGGGUCUGUGCUGCAGAAUGUUUCCUUGGACGUAUGAGUUUGGUCGAGCUGUGAUGGCCAUUGACUUUAUGGUCUUCACCCUACGACUCAUCCAUAUCUUUGCGAUUCACAAACAGCUGGGGCCCAAGAUAAUCAUUGUUGGCAAAAUGAUGAAGGAUGCAUUCUUCUUCCUCGUCAUUCUGGCUGUGUGGGUCAUGGCCUAUGGAGUGGCCACUCAGGCACUGCUCUACCCGUACGACCCCCGUCCUGAUUGGAUCUUCCGUAGAGUGUUCUACAGGCCGUACCUCUACAUUUUUGGGCAAAUCCACUUAAAUGAAAUAGACGCUGAUGUACUGGAGGAAGUAAAAUGUACGAACAACGCCACACUGAUUGAGGGAGGUGCUGAGCCCUGUUUGUCCAUUUAUGCCAACUGGCUAGUUAUGGUCCUUCUGGUCAUCAAUCUGUUGGUUACAAACAUACUGCUGGUCAACCUGCUCAUCGCCAUGUUCAGCUAUACCUUCUCCAUAGUACAAGAACAUAGUGACACCUACUGGAAAUUCCAGCGCUAUAACGUGAUCGUGGAGUACCACUCAAGGCCCAGCCUAGCUCCACCCUUCAUCAUCAUCUCACACCUUCAUCUGUUCAUCAAACGAUAUGUCCACCACAUCCCGUCAGUCAAGAGUAAAGACUUUGUUAAGGAGCUGCAGGGCCAAAAAGCCAGUCGCAUGAAUAUAUGGGAGGCUAUCCAAAAAGAAAAUCUGCUCUCAGCUCAGAAGAAAGUACAGAGGGAGAGCGACACAGCAAGACUGAAACACACUUCUGUCAAAGUUGACAGCAUGUUGAAGCAGAUGUCGGAGAUCUGUGACCACGAGCAGCGGCUGCGUGUGCUGGAGACUGAGCUGGAGUACUGCUGCAGUGCCCUCUCCUGGAUGGUGGACGCCAUGUCUCAGAGUAACCUGAUAAAGACUGACCGCAGCCCUCCGUUACUCAGAGAUUUGAGACCACUGUCUUCCUCCUAACUCCCAGACCUUCAGGAUCACACACACACACACACACACACACACACACACACACACACACACACACACACACACACACACACAUUUCACACCACUGUACCAACAAGCACCAUGCUUUCUAUU
Messenger RNA from Thalassophryne amazonica, 3897 nucleotides. It is a transcript of the gene trpm4a, whose product is annotated as transient receptor potential cation channel, subfamily M, member 4a. Gene Ontology annotation, cellular component: membrane. Lineage: Eukaryota; Metazoa; Chordata; Actinopteri; Batrachoidiformes; Batrachoididae. The coding region runs from base 52 to 3774 and encodes 1240 amino acids. The transcript is spliced from 28 exons. Gene Ontology annotation, molecular function: ligand-gated calcium channel activity; calcium-activated cation channel activity. The record is from RefSeq and is a predicted model, not a curated record. Gene Ontology annotation, biological process: calcium ion transmembrane transport.